Nothoprocta perdicaria is the source of this 3344-nucleotide messenger RNA. RefSeq names its product RAS p21 protein activator 1 (gene RASA1). Gene Ontology annotation, molecular function: protein binding. The annotation marks the transcript as partial. NCBI's taxonomy places the organism in Eukaryota, Metazoa, Chordata, Aves, Tinamiformes, Tinamidae. The transcript is spliced from 25 exons. Gene Ontology annotation, biological process: regulation of GTPase activity. The record is from RefSeq and is a predicted model, not a curated record.
GCCGCUGCGCUGGGCACCGUGGACGAGGGCGACUCGCUGGACGGGCCCGAGUACGAGGAGGAGGAGGUGGCCAUCCCGCUCAACGCGCCCCCCACCAACCAGUGGUAUCAUGGAAAACUUGACAGAACAAUUGCCGAGGAGCGGCUCCGGCAAGCAGGCAAACCUGGUAGUUACCUCAUCCGAGAGAGCGAUCGGAGACCAGGCUCCUUUGUGCUUUCCUUCCUUAGCAAAGCAAAUGUCAAUCAUUUUAGGAUUAUUGCCAUGUGUGGAGACUAUUACAUUGGUGGGCGUCGUUUUGCUUCGCUCUCAGACCUAAUUGGUUAUUACAGUCAUGUGUCUUGUUUGCUUAAGGGGGAAAAAUUACUCUUUCCAGUAGCACCUCCAGAGCCUGUGGAGGACAGAAGGAGAGUUCGAGCAAUUCUACCUUACACCAAAGUGCCAGAAACUGAUGAAAUAAGUUUCCUCAAAGGAGACAUGUUUAUUGUCCACAAUGAGUUGGAAGAUGGCUGGAUGUGGGUUACAAACCUACGGACAGAUGAACAAGGUCUUAUUGUAGAAGACCUGGUAGAAGAAGUGGGAAGAGAAGAAGAUCCACAUGAAGGCAAAAUAUGGUUCCAUGGGAAGAUCUCCAAACAAGAGGCUUACAAUUUGCUGAUGACAGUUGGCCAAGUGUGCAGUUUUCUUGUGAGGCCUUCAGAUAAUACACCUGGUGAUUAUUCACUUUAUUUUCGGACUAGUGAAAAUAUUCAACGUUUUAAAAUAUGUCCAACGUCWAACAAUCAGUUUAUGAUGGGAGGCAGAUAUUAUAAUAGUAUUGCUGACAUCAUUGAACACUAUAGAAAAGAACAGAUUGUUGAAGGGUAUUACCUUAAAGAUCCUGUUCCAAUGCAGCAUCAAGAACAAGUGUUUAACGAUACACUGGAUGGAAGAGAAAUCUACAAUACAAUUCGUCGCAAAACAAAGGAUGCUUUUUAUAAAAAUAUUGUCAAAAAAGGUUAUCUUCUAAAGAAAAGUAAAGGAAAGAGAUGGAAAAACUUGUACUUUAUAUUAGAGGGAAAUGAYGCCCAGCUUAUUUAUUUUGAAAGUGAAAAACGAGCCACAAAACCCAAAGGAUUAAUAGACCUUAGUGUGUGUUCCGUAUAUGGAGUACACGACAGCUUGUUUGGCAGGCCAAACUGUUUUCAGAUAGUAGUUCAGCACUUUAGUGAAGAGCAUUACAUCUUCUACUUUGCAGGAGAAACUCCAGAACAAGCACAGGACUGGAUGAAAGCUCUGCAGAUGUUCUGCAGUUUAAGAAAAACCAGUCCAGGGACAUCAAAUAAGCGUCUACGUCAGGUCAGCAGUCUUAUUUUGCAUGUAGAAGAAGCUCAUACGCUCCCUGUAAAGCAUUUUACUAAUCCGUAUUGUAACAUCUACCUGAACAGUGUCCAGGUAGCAAAGACACAUAUCAGGGAAGGGCAGAACCCUGUGUGGUCAGAAGAAUUUGUCUUUGAUGAUCUUUCAUCUGAUAUUAAUAGAUUUGAGAUAAGCCUAAGUAACAAAACAAAGAAGAGUAAAGAUCCAGAUAUAUUGUUUAUGCGAUGCCAGUUAAAUCGCUUGCAGAGAGGCCAUACGACAGACGAGUGGUUUCAGCUCAGCUCCCAUGUCCCAUUAAAGGGUAUCGAGCCAGGAUCUUUGCGUGUUCGAGCACGAUAUUCUAUGGAGAGGAUCAUGCCAGAAGAGGAGUACAGUGAGUUUAAAGAGCUUAUACUCCAAAAGGAGCUACAUGUAGUCUAUGCCUUAUCACAUGUUUGUGGACAGGAUAGAACACUGUUGGCAGGCAUUUUAUUGAAGAUUUUUCUUCAUGAAAAGCUUGAGUCGUUGUUGCUACGAACACUAAAUGACAGGGAAAUCAGCAUGGAAGAUGAAGCUACUACCUUGUUUCGCGCCACCACUUUAGCCAGCACGCUUAUGGAGCAGUACAUGAAAGCCACAGCGACACGUUUUGUUCACCACGCACUGAAAGACUCUAUACUGAAGAUAAUGGAGAGCAAGCAGUCCUGUGAGUUAAAUCCCUCAAAGUUAGAAAAAAAUGAAGAUGUAAACACUAAUUUGGCCCAUCUACUCAGUAUACUGUCAGAAUUGGUGGAGAAGAUAUUCAUGGCUGCAGAGAUACUGCCUCCAACGUUGAGGUAUAUUUAUGGGUGCUUGCAGAAGUCUGUUCAAAACAAGUGGCCUGCUAACACCACCAUGAGAACCAGGGUUGUUAGUGGCUUUGUUUUUCUUCGGCUGAUUUGUCCUGCUAUCCUGAACCCAAGAAUGUUUAACAUCAUCUCAGACUCUCCUUCCCCUACUGCUGCAAGAACACUGACGCUGGUCGCCAAGUCUGUGCAGAACUUAGCAAACCUGGUGGAAUUUGGAGCCAAGGAACCGUAUAUGGAGGGUGUAAAUCCAUUCAUCAAGAGUAACAAACAUCGCAUGAUCAUGUUCCUAGAUGAGCUUGGGAACGUUCCCGAGCUCCCAGACACUACGGAGCACUCCAGAACUGACCUCUCUCGUGACCUAGCCGCCCUGCACGAGAUGUGCGUGGCGCACUCGGGUGAGCUGCGGACGCUCAGCAACGAGCGGGGGGUCAUGCAGCAUGUUCUUAAGAAGCUGCUGGCUAUUACAGAACUGCUUCAACAGAAACAAAAUCAGUAUUCAGUGUCCAAUAACAGCAGGUAGCAGCCCUCUACCUGCCCUCUGCAUGGAUCCAGCACGCCCAACAUGGCAACUCACACCAGUAUCACUUUCUUCUUGCUCUUGCCAAAAAUAGCACACCCUGUCACGUUCCCAGUGAUGUGUGAACUAUGCAAAAAGAAAACAAAGAUUCUGUUGGUGAAUGAUUGUACCAGCAGCUUUUUAAGCUAUCUGUGCAGGACAUUUGCACUUUUUUUUUUCCACUUGGAACAAAUUUUCACAACCUCUGAGCCUUGGUGUACAGUUCACCUUCCGCAAAGAAAAUGCUGUGACUGUGUCUUGAACUCUGAAAAUUAUUUUCAGCACCUCCAAUUGCCAAAGUUUUGUUGUCUUCUUGGAAAAGAAUUAUCAACUGACAAGGAAAGAAACUCACUGUUUUGACAGCUGCAUAUAACUGGAUAACACUUCUUACUGUAAUUUCUGACUGGUUACAACUAUUACAACUUUGACUGUUUCAACCACUUUAACUUGUAUUUACAGUUUCUGGAGUUUGACGUUAUGGUAGGAACAAUCUUUGCUGUACACUUUUUAUACCAUGCUGUUUCUCUUGCUGGAAUCAUGUUGAAAGAGAAUAUGCAGAAUGGGUCUUGACAGCUUUAUUUUUUAAUGUGCCACUGAUUCAGUCU